This is a messenger RNA of Portunus trituberculatus (swimming crab), 1347 nucleotides long. RefSeq lists its product as uncharacterized. Gene Ontology annotation, molecular function: nucleic acid binding. The transcript is spliced from 2 exons. The coding region runs from base 1 to 1347 and encodes 448 amino acids. Gene Ontology annotation, biological process: DNA integration. Lineage: Eukaryota; Metazoa; Arthropoda; Malacostraca; Decapoda; Portunidae. The record is from RefSeq and is a predicted model, not a curated record.
AUGCUCAAACUACAACGUUAUAACCUGGACACUCACUACGUCUCGGGAAAACACGUACCCAUAGCCGAUACACUGAGCCGGCAACUGCCAAGUCGCACCGAAAAACAGCAGUCUGUUUUUACCAUCAGUUUGGAACAACACAAGUUAGCACUUGAUUUAGCAGUAACACCAGCAUCCCUUCUAGAUCUGCAGAAUGAGACUGCUAACGACGAGGAACUUCAGGCUGUAAUUUCAGCUAUUCAGUCGGAAGCCACCAGACGUAGAGCCAGGGAUCUGUAUUUUUGGCCACGUAUGAAUCAACACGUGAACGAUCUCGUGAAGGGCUGCUCCAUCUGCGCCGCAGUCCAGCCAUCACAGCAGCGUGAACCAUUAUUAUCUCACGAGAGACCCAAAACUCCGUGGACUAAGGUGGGCAUGGAUAUCUUUGAAUUUAGAGGCAGACACUAUUUUAUUAUGACAGACUACUCCACUAACUGGUUUGAGGUUUCAGACGUGCAUCAGAUCACUACGCACGCUCUGAUUGACCAGUGCCGGUUUCAGUUUGGUCGGCACGGCGUCCCCUUGACAGUCGUGGCGGACAGUGGAACACAGUUUCGGUCGGCUGAGUUUGCGAGGUUUGCCAGGGAAUGGAAUUUUGAGAUCGUUUUAUCUAGUCCGCAUUAUCAUCAAUCUAAUGGGAAAGCGGAAAAUGCAGUCAAGACAGUAAAACGCAUCUUGCAGAAGUGCCAUUUAGGCAACCAAGAUCCUAUGCUAGCAAUCCUGGAAUGGCGAAACACACCCAGUGAACAAACAGGCGUGUCCCCAGCUCAACGCUUGUUCGCCCGUCGCUGCCGCACACCUCUACCAGUGAGUCAGGAGCUGUUGUUACCAAGAGCGGAUAUUGAAGGACGCGCAUAUGAUAAACAUCAACAGGCAAGGAAAAUACAGGCGGAAUACUAUAAUCGUACUACUAAACCCUUACCACCAUUACCUACAGGAAGCCAGGUAGCACUUCAAGUACCAGGCAGCACGUCGUGGGUACCGGGAACGGUCAUCCGAUCGUUGCCGUACCGCUCUUAUGAAGUGGAAUCGGGAGGCGGGUGUUACAGGAGAAACAGGAGGCAUCUACGUCCCACAUUAGUUCCACCAGCAACCCCGCCUGCUUCUCACCUGCAUAGUAAUCUUCAUCCCAGACGCCUCUCAUUCGACACGGACAGCAUAGGGGAGACGAUAGAACAGUAUCACGGCAGCGGGGAACAGAUGAUGUCACCGCAAACUGAGUCUGUGGCACAGGAUCUGCCUCCAGCUGCACCUCCACGCAGAUCAUCACGCAUAAGCAGGCCCCCAGAGCGAUACACUGCCUGCUAA